Molecule: messenger RNA, 3017 nt
Organism: Saccostrea echinata
Lineage: Eukaryota; Metazoa; Mollusca; Bivalvia; Ostreida; Ostreidae
Product: G patch domain-containing protein 11-like
Exons: 1
Coding region: 30-812 (260 amino acids)
Cellular component (GO): kinetochore
Molecular function (GO): nucleic acid binding
Source: RefSeq, a predicted model, not a curated record
ACUAUUUUAUCAACCUGAAAACGUUAAAAAUGUCAGAGGACGAAGAUUACAUGUCCGAGAGUUUCUUGCAAAAUCUCGAAGACAAAAGACCCGGGCUUGUGUUUUCUUCAAAGACGUCACGAGCUCACAGACAGGAAAAGAAGAAAAGGGAGAAAGAUGACCAAAAUCGAGCCAAACCCAAGAAAGUUUUAGAGACAGAAAAACGAGAAGAGGGUUUAAACUCGGCCAUUCCCAGUGAUAACAAGGGCUUUGCCUUACUUUCAAAAAUGGGAUACAAACCGGGUAUGGCAAUUGGAAAGAAAGGAGAAGGACGCUCUGAACCGGUUCCUAUUGAGUUAAAGGCGGGAAGAGGUGGACUUGGCAGAGAUAAUGAAGUCAAAAGGAAAUUAGAAGACUUUAGGGUGAAGUCGGCAAUAGCACAAGAAAAAAGGCAAAAAGUCAUGUCAGAAGCAAAACAAAACUUUGUUGGUCGAAUGAGUAAUAAGUUUUCAGAACAAAGAGCAAAAAGUGAUCUGUAUAAAAGUCAGAAAGUGUGUGCUGAUCUUGAUGUAAGAAUUAAUUUAACGGAACCCGAGAGACACUUCUUUUGGCCGGAUUCUUACAAAAAACAAGAUGAAAGUGAUGAAGAGUCAAUUGAAUAUGAAGAAACUGAGGAAGAUUUACUCUUGAGUAGUGUAGAACAAUUAGAAAUUUUAACAAAUUAUCUAAGAACAAGACAUUUGUAUUGCGUUUGGUGUGGGACUGCUUAUGAAGAUACCCAAGACCUUGAAACCAAUUGUCCUGGUAACACAGCAGAUCUUCAUGAUGAUUAAAUGAACAGUCUCUGUACAAAUGUUUUUAUUAACGUACAUUUAACUAAAUUAUAUUGACUUUAUAAGUAAAAAAUAGAAAAUAACUUUUUCAUAUUAUUUUGUAUCAUGCAUUGCAACCAUCAUGAUCCUUUACCAAAAUGACUUGACUUGCACACAUUUUUAUCAUACAUAUACAUGUAAUUUGCCUUAGGCCUUACAUGAAAAAAAAAAUCCAGAAUCAUGCCACAUGCGUAAAUGUGCAAUAUUGUAAUUUCAAAGUGCAUUUUCAUAUUUUUUUGAAAACAAAAUUAUGUCUUUGGUACAUCUUUCUUUCUUUUUUAAAUCAAGUUUUAUAUUAAAAAAAAAACUUUUUUAUUAUUCCACUUCUUCCAUAUUGAAAUGUCUGACUGGUAUUUGCUGAUAUGUUGACCUUGGUGAGAUCAAAUUCUCCAGAGGAACUAAAUCUGUAAUAUCUUGAUAUAUACAGGAUGAGAAUCUCUCUGCUCUUCCAUUAAUAAAGAGGUCAGAAAAAUCCAAAGUUGUAUGGUAAAAAACGCUUGAUUCCCUUAUAUUGUUGAGUUCGGUGUUACGUGGCAGUGUGAAGAUAUAAGAAUGCCGUCUUUGAUGCUUAAAUCUGAAAGAAAAAAAUUCAUUUUCGGUGCAAAUGGCUGACUUAAGAACAAUAGUUAUUAGUUUUUCUGCUUAGAUCGAUCCCAAUAACUAAAUUACAUUUUGAAACAGUUUUCAAAUUGCUGUCUCUUAUGUGUGUUGGUUGGAAUUAAGACACUUUUUCAAUUAGUAUGUGGUUUGACAGGUGGUUGAAUAAAGAAGUAGAUAUUAUUCAAAUGAGCAGCAAAUGCAAUUUAUGUUUUAGGUGAAUCAACACAAAAAUAUAUAAAGGUACAUUAAGAAUAUUCAGUAGAGUGUUGUUAUAAUGUGCUACUAAAGAUAACCUUAAUUUUUAUACCCCUGCAAACAAAGUUUAGUAGGGGUAUAUUGGAAUCAGCAUGUCCGUCUGUCUGUAGACGAGAUUUUGUCCGGACCAUUUCUUGGAAACAGUUGCAAGGAUUUGUCUGAAAUUUGUACACUUAUGAAGGUGUGCACCUGGUAUUUUCAUCAUGAUUGGAUAAUUUUAUUUACAUUUUGCAGGUGUUUUUUUUUUUCAUUUUUAUUGUGUGGUUUUGUCAGGAUUUUUUCCCAGAGACUAUUGCAUAGAUUUGUAUGAAAAUUUGUACACUUAUUAUUUACCAUAUGAAAAUGUGCAUUUUCAACAUUAUUUGAUAAUUUUUCUUCAUUUUACAGGUGAUUUUUUUUAAAAUAUAUAUAUAUUUUUAUUGAUUUAGUCAUUUCGGAUUCAUGUCUAAGGUUUGAGACAUAGAAUCUAGAACAUCUGUACAAAAAUGUGAACUACAGCUUAAAACUACUCAUUAGAACUAAAAAAUCACAAAGUAUUAAAAACAGUUUUUACAUGUGUAAAUCCAUUUGUCCCUUGGGAGUAAUGAGUGGACAUGCAUCCAGUUAAAGAUUAAUUAAUAAGUUCAGUGUGUGAAGCUGUUGGGGCAUCUCUGAUCAAGCAGGUCUUAUCUAUAUCUCCUGGGAAUUGGGCAGAAAGAAAUAAAGAUCUUUGUUGUCUAAGUCUCUUAAUUGUAAUUUAUGUCUGUCAAAAUACAUAGUUACUGGAACCACCCUUUUAUUUUUAAAAUGAGUUUGAUAUAAAGGUAUUAAGAUCAAUUUGAUUUUGUAUAUGUAAUUAAUUAUGAGAUUUUUUUUUCAACAAUCAAUUUGCAGAGUGUCAUGUCUCACAAAGAUGACAGAUAGUUGCAAACUAUUUUUUCAAUGUAAUUAUUAGUAUUGAUGUUUUAUUAGGCUGCACCUUAGUUUCAUUCAUUAAAAAAUAUAAUGAGUAAUUAAAUUUUCACUCUAAAUGUUUAAGCAAAUUGUGAACACCUCUCACAUCUAGAAAACAUUAGUGAUUUGGUACCUUCUCUGAAAAAACCCAGUGGGGGGUAUUUGUCCCUUUUGGACAGUUCUAGUUUUUCUUACAUCUAAUUCCAUACAUGUAUAUUUCAUUAAUUUCUUUUUUUCCAUGCGGUGAAAGAAUGAUAUGAUUUUUAGAGCAGAUAUGUUGUUCAAUUGUGCAUGCCAUAAAAAUAUUGCUGUGCACAGAUAUUGUAAAAGUCUGUUUUUAGUAGCUGUAUUUUAAUUCAUUAAACUGAAAUAUAAGUU